AUGGCUGAGAAAACCGCCGAACAUAUUGAGGAGGGUCAAGACAAGGUUGGCCCCAACCCCCUGCAGGAACCCUUUUACCUGGAAUACCUUUCAAAGAGCCCGGAAUGGCAUCAGAAGAUGACGAAGACCCUUCUUCGCAAAGUGGACUUCCGCUUACUGCCAUUCCUCGUCGUUAUGUAUUUCUUGAACUUUCUGGACCGCAACAACUUGUCUCAAGCACGGCUUGGUACACUAGAGGAAGACCUCGGGAUGACGGGUACAGACUUCAACUUGGCAACAAGCAUUCUAUUUGUUGGAUAUUUGCUCAUGCAGCUGCCCUCUAAUCUUCUACUCACUCGCCUUCCGCCUUCGCGUUUCCUAGGCGUCGCCAUGGCCUUGUGGGGACUCGUUUCCGCUUUACAAGCUGCUACAAAAUCUUUUGCGGGAUUCGUUGUUGCUCGGUUCUUUUUAGGCUUCGUAGAGGCGCCUUUCUUCCCAGGAGCUGUCAUGCUGAUGUCGAGUUGGUAUACUAGACAAGAGCUGGCCCAUCGUAUCGCGUGGUUUUACUCCGGAAGUUCACUGGCAAACGCCUUUGGAGGUUUGAUAGGUGCCGGAGUGCUGGGAACUCUUGAAGGCGCUCAUGGCAUAGCUGGAUGGAGAUGGCUGUUCAUCAUUGAAGGAUCUAUUACCGUUGGUAUAUCCUUCAUAGCAGCCUCUUUCCUUCCAAAUUUUCCUGCCACAACUUCCUGGUUGAACGAUGAAGAGAAGGCUUACGCCCGAUGGCGGCUAUUUGACGAUGCAAAGGAAGCUGAUGAUCCAGAUUCUGUCAGCAUCGUUCAGGGAUUGAAGAUGGUCUUUGCCGACAAACGUGUAUAUCUUUUUAUGCUGCUUUUGCACACUUCGCUUCUGUCGCAGACCUUUCAAUACUUUUUCCCGACUAUUGUAAAGACCUUGGGAUAUAACAGCGUCGAAACACUCUUGAUCACAGCACCCGUCUGGAUUGCAACGUUUUUGAUCUCACUUCUAGUCACAUGGACUUCUGGAAAGACGAAUGAUCGAAGUCUGCAUAUUAUCGGAUUGAUGUCUGUUACUAUCGUCGGAAGCAUCAUUGCCACUGCGACAACAAAUACUGGUGCCAGGUUCUUUGCCAUGUUUCUAAUGCCAAUGGGAGCCGUAUCGGCCUGUCAGAUCAUCCUUGCUUGGGAGGCGAACUCGUUUCCUCGGCCGCUGGUCAAGCGGUCAGGGGCAAUUGCUGUUAUUAACCUUGUGGGCAAUAGCGCUUCCAUCUACGGCAGCUAUAUGUGGCCGUCCUCAACAGGACCGCGGUAUGUUCCCGGCGGAUCUGCAACCGCUGGAGUAUCAUUGCUAGUCAUCCUCGUGGCGUUGGCCAUCCGUAUUGUCCACGUCAAAAUAAACAAACGGUUAGAAGAAGAUGAGGGUUGGGAAGGUGUUCCAGAGGCGCAGACGACCUCAACUGAGACCCGACCAGUUGGAUUCCGCUAUAUGAUAUAG
Venustampulla echinocandica is the source of this 1491-nucleotide messenger RNA. RefSeq lists its product as uncharacterized. The record is from RefSeq and is a predicted model, not a curated record. Gene Ontology annotation, biological process: transmembrane transport. Gene Ontology annotation, molecular function: transmembrane transporter activity. Gene Ontology annotation, cellular component: membrane. Bases 1 to 1491 code for a protein of 496 amino acids. NCBI's taxonomy places the organism in Eukaryota, Fungi, Ascomycota, Leotiomycetes, Helotiales, Pleuroascaceae. The transcript is spliced from 7 exons.